Molecule: messenger RNA, 2310 nt
Organism: Fusarium redolens
Lineage: Eukaryota; Fungi; Ascomycota; Sordariomycetes; Hypocreales; Nectriaceae
Exons: 6
Coding region: 1-2310 (769 amino acids)
Biological process (GO): protein phosphorylation
Molecular function (GO): protein kinase activity; ATP binding
Source: RefSeq, a predicted model, not a curated record
AUGAAAGGCCGCGAGAUUGCCACCACGACAAUCGAUACUUUUGUUCCACGCCGACCACGACCAGGGGAGUAUCACGUCGCCUUACGAAACCUACAAGCUAUCCAAGGAGCUCUGCUUCGUGGGGAUGAACAUGUCACCCUUUUCGAAUGGCCAUCGAUUCCACCAGGAAUUUGGGAUCACGUACAGCGUGCCGAAGACACCAUAGGCGAAGAGGAAGUCAACCCUUUCACAGUUUUUCCAAGCCGCAACGCGCCCUGCGAUCCCUGGUUCUCACAAGAUGCCCGAAACAACAUAGAAAACAAACGUUGGUAUGGCAUGAAAUUCAAGUUUAUCAAGGUGCUUGCCCAGGGUGGUCACGGAUACGCCACACUAUGGAACGUCGUCUACGAUGACAAAUCUGUCAGGAAGGUCGUGAUCAAGAGAGCUAUAGACCCUUUAACUAAUGCCUUCGACCCUCGCAAAGAAGCCGAGUUUCACUUGCGGUAUGACGGUGCCCAACACACGACGCAGGUUAUCGACUUACAUCGCGAGGCAACGGCUAUACACAAUCGUAUGAAAGCCAAAAGUACAUAUUCUUCCGCCAGUAUCAGACAUGGGCAACAUUGGAACGCCGAAGAACAGAAAUGUGUCGUCUUUGAGUAUAUGCAAUUCGGCGACAUGGUCAGCGUCAUGCAAACAGUCGCUGCGAAAAAGGUUCAAAUCCCAGACCAAGUUCUCUGGGGAAUUUGGGAAUGCCUUGUGCUUGGUCUCGCAACCAUCGCUUAUACUCCGUCUAUCAACUCUGGCGACUCCAGUUUCGAAAUGUGGUGGAAGAGAUUCGCAGAAUCUGAUGCGGCACUAGACUUCCUCGACACUAUCGAGACAGGUUGGCAAAUUGAGCACGAUGUUCAUCUCGAUCUAGAAGUGUUCAACGUUCUCGCGGGCCAUGAUCCCGCAACGCAUCCUUAUCAGCCUAUUUUCAAGCUCCAUGAUCUCGGUGCCUGGAGCUUCAAGAUGAACAAGGCUUGGGAGAGUCAGAAUGAAACCGAAAUAUGGUCAAUGAGAGGACCUGUUAAGCUUCAUGGCAUGGCACCGGAGCAAUUCAGUAAAGAGUGGGAUACAAUGCCUGUCAGUAUGGUGGAAUCUUCCUUGAGGCGACGUUAUGGAGGUGAAGACUUGACGAAGGGGAAUCGGGUUGCCGGUCGCUUUGGGGUAUGGACCAACAUCUUUCUUGUUGCCAGAGUUAUGGAAUCCAUCAUGACCGGAGUAUUCAGCAAGUUUCCUUACCAAACUGUUGCCCAUUAUGAUACACAGAUCGAGACAUAUGGAGGGAUGCUUCAGACACCAGAGUUUGAUCACAUCGACCCCUCCUUGCGAGACGUCGUGGCGAGGUGUCUGUACGAGGAGCCACAAUAUCGGCCCCCAAUUACCGAAAUUUUGGCGCAUAUCAGGGAACGAAAGCGUAGACUUCGCUUCAAUGAUCCCCCAGAGUUUGUUACUAAUUGGUGGAAAGCCCUUUUCGAACCUCAAGAGCCAAUGCCUCUCCCUUCACAAAUACCGCCGCCCGCGAGUCCUGUCAAGCAGGCCGUGGUAGCCUCUGCUACGAAAGGAGGCGUAGCAAUCGCGUCUCACAUGGCGCAAGCAGCUGGAAAUCAAGGUGCUGGAAACCAAGGCGCGCCGAAUCACCCUCCAUCUCGGGCUCAACUUCCUCCUCACCUCCGAUACAGAAAGAAGCCUCCAGCGCCUCCUCAAGCUCCUCCUCAAGCUUCUCUUCAGCAACAAAGCGUCCAACCUAAUGUAAAGGAGCCUGCAGCUCAACCUCAAGUUCUUCCUCACCUACGGCACGUUCCUUCUCACCUACGAAACCUUCCUGCUCACCUACGAAGGGUCCAACCUAAUGUAAAGGAGCCUCCAGCCCAGCAUCAAGGCCAGCGUCAAGGCCAGUAUCAAGUUCAGCCUCAAGGCCAACGUAAAGCCCAGCCUUAUGUUCCUCCUCACCUAAGAAGGGUCCAACAUAAUGUAACUCCUUCUGCACUGGAUGAAAAUCUCGCGAACAUAUCACUCAAGCGCGCAACCCAGAUAUUUACUACAAAAGUUGCAUCUGACAUUUCUCCAAAAUCUGUCAAGUCAGGCAGGGUUAGCAAGAAGCCUCAAAAAACUAAGAAGGCCGGGCGUAAAGCGUCGCCUCGGAAGCAUGAUGCUAUUACAGAGUAUGUUGAGAAAGCGUUGCCGGAUAUGCCUGUGGCUAUUCGCAACCUUUGGACUGGAUCGAAACAUCUCGAAUUUCAACUUAAGAAAGAUGGUUUUCCUGGGUAUGCUUUUAUGAAUUGA